Molecule: messenger RNA, 2378 nt
Organism: Thunnus maccoyii (southern bluefin tuna)
Lineage: Eukaryota; Metazoa; Chordata; Actinopteri; Scombriformes; Scombridae
Gene: tbx16
Product: T-box transcription factor 16
Exons: 10
Coding region: 676-2076 (466 amino acids)
Biological process (GO): regulation of transcription by RNA polymerase II; positive regulation of DNA-templated transcription; pattern specification process
Cellular component (GO): nucleus
Molecular function (GO): RNA polymerase II cis-regulatory region sequence-specific DNA binding; DNA-binding transcription factor activity, RNA polymerase II-specific
Source: RefSeq, a predicted model, not a curated record
CUUGUGGUGCUAACUGGCUGUUAAUUGCUAGCCUAUACACAGGCAUCCUCCACAUGCAGAAACUGUCCCCUUCAAGGGAAACUUGCCUAAUGAGAUUAUCUAUCAGAGCAUGGGCCUGUCUAGACACCCCAAUACACAACCCCCUGCUGCUGCUGGCAGUCCUGCAGGCAUCAGAGGAUGCCCCCCAGGUUCUGGUGCCACUGCGAGCCCUGAUCUGCAGCAGGGAAGUCUGUCCAUAUUUGUUUUAGAGUCUCUUAGCAGUUAAUAAAGAUGCAUUUCCUCCAUCCCCCUUCCUGUGGGGACGGUAUCAAGGCUCUGUUAAGUCUCUUUGAUUUCCAGCGCCCUCCAAUCACAGUGGGACACUGACUCAUCAUUGUGCCACUUCAAAGCCUGGGAAUGGCUCUCUUGACCCCACCCACUCCAGGGAUCCCCUUAAAAGUCACGGUCACCCCGUCCAGCAAGUCUAAAGAUCUCUGAAAUAUCUGGUGCAACAAGGCUGAAUGACCCUCUGACUCCCUGAGCGACUGGAUUUCUUUUUACUCAAGAGGAAGGAGAGCAAGGAGGGAGAGCAGAGCUGAAGAAACACUUUGGAUAUCACUGAUACUUGGAUUGCUUAUUGGCCUUCUGUGCAUGAAUCUUGUUAAGCUCUUUCUGUGCUGCCACUGAAUCUGAAGAAUGCAGUCCAUCAGAGACUUGAAGGCCAACUUUAGUGGCCCUCCUCCCUCCUCCAUGGCUGCCGGCUCUGAUGCCUAUCUCCAGGGCAACAUCAGGAUGACUCUGGAGGACCCUGAGCUCUGGAAGACCUUUCAUGAAAUUGGAACAGAGAUGAUCAUCACUAAACCGGGCAGGAGAAUGUUUCCACACUGUAAAGUGAAUCUGUCCAGUCUUAUUCCAUGUGCCAAGUACAUCUUACUGGUUGAUAUGGUCCCAGAGGAUGGUUUCAGGUAUAAGUGGAAUAAAGAGAAAUGGGAGGUGGCGGGAAAAGCAGAGCCUCAGCCUCCCUGCAGGACCUACCUCCACCCAGACUCUCCGGCCCCAGGGAGCCACUGGAUGAAGCAGUCCGUCUCUUUCCUCAAGCUCAAGCUCACCAACAACACGCUCGACCAACACGGCCAUAUCAUUUUGCACUCAAUGCAUCGCUACCACCCGCGCUUCCACAUCGUCCAGGCAGAUGACCUGUUCAGUGUCCGCUGGAGUGUUUUCCAGACCUUUACCUUCCCUGAGACUUCCUUCACAGCAGUCACCGCUUACCAGAACACCAAGAUAACAAAGCUGAAGAUUGAUCACAACCCAUUUGCAAAAGGUUUCCGGGAUGAAGGGACAACUAAAAAAAGGCGUGCAAACAAGAACCCAGCCUGCCUUGAGAAGCGAGCCAAGAUCUCAGACAUGCUGAACAGGGACUCUGAGGAGGACAGUCCACCAGAUUUCUGCCGGUCAUCCUACGAGGGUUAUGACGGAGAUGAAGGAGACUUGCCGAAAAGGAAGGAGGUUGACGCAGUCAAAGAGGAGCGUUACUCCCCCUGGGCUGCUGAGAGGGAGCACAGUGUGAGGACUGACUCACCUGCUGGGACAGACACCAGGGACAUGUACAACGCAGAGCAGCUGGUUCCUGCUCCAGCAUCCUACCAGCCUUACAGGUUCCAUGAGUAUGGAAAGUCGCCCUCUCCCUCCUCCAGCAUCGGCAGCAGCAACAGUGGAUCAGGACGCAGCAGCUUUGAGUCCAGGGUCCCUGACGUCGCCACUGUCCCUGAUCAUGACUCAUCAAAGCACCGCACCCAUGAUAUUGGCCCUUCCCCAUGUGGGCCCCAGCACCUCCCCAGCCCGCAGGACUAUACUGGGGUGCUCAACAUGACCAUGGCCCAGGCCGGGAAGCCUGGGGUGAUUGGCCACCACAUCUACAGCCCCUACAGCGCCGAGCAGCCCCUGGGUCAGUGGAGCGGCCCUGGUCCUGCCCAGUAUCCCCCUCCCCACCACCUGACCACUGACUACACUACACAAGCUGUGCACCACGGCUAUCACCAUGGCAACGUGGCUGAGUGGAGCCAGUACCCACUGUUCUCUUAUUCCUGCUGGUGAGGGGAUCUUCAGUGUUAACUGACUGAGAGUGACUUUACCAAUGCUGCUGCACCAUCUUGCCAGAAUGCAGAUCCAGUACUAACUGCUAUGAGAAUGCAUGCCCACACAAGGCUGAGGGCCAGAGGCCUGCGACAAGAAUAGAAAAACUGAAAGAUGAAAAGAAAUACGGAAAUACUGAAUCCGCCUGUCGCUGUCUUCUGUUGAGACUGGCAGGAUUCAUGCUCCAGUUAUACUGAGUGCAACUAAAGUGCUACUCCAUGCUGAUGAGUUGUGUUAUUGUUGAAUUGUCUAUUUAUUUUGAA